Perca flavescens (yellow perch) is the source of this 3453-nucleotide messenger RNA. Its product is annotated as regulating synaptic membrane exocytosis protein 2-like. Gene Ontology annotation, biological process: positive regulation of synaptic transmission; calcium ion-regulated exocytosis of neurotransmitter; regulation of synaptic plasticity. The transcript is spliced from 26 exons. NCBI's taxonomy places the organism in Eukaryota, Metazoa, Chordata, Actinopteri, Perciformes, Percidae. Gene Ontology annotation, molecular function: small GTPase binding; transmembrane transporter binding. Gene Ontology annotation, cellular component: presynaptic membrane; cytoskeleton of presynaptic active zone. The record is from RefSeq and is a predicted model, not a curated record. Bases 57 to 2960 code for a protein of 967 amino acids.
GCUAACCUCUACCAGCUAACAGGCUACUGUUCAUGGUGUUCAGACAGACCUGAGACAUGGACAGCCAAUGGCGGGAUCACAGCUCCUGGCCCGGCGAGUCUGCGCCGAUGUCAUUGCAGCCGGUGUCAUGGCAACCGUCAAAGGAUGGAGAGCGUCUGAUUGGUCGGAUCGUGCUGAAUAAAAGGAUGAAGGACGGGACGAUUCCUGCUGACAGCGGAGCGCUGCUCGGACUCAAGGUGGUCGGGGGGAAGAUGACCGAGUCGGGGCGUCUCUGUGCGUUCAUCACCAAGGUGAAGAAAGGGAGUCUGGCUGACACGGUGGGACACCUGAGACCAGGGGACCAGGUCCUGGAGUGGAACGGUCGGGCUCUCCAGGGAGCCUCGUUUAACGAGGUCUACAACAUCAUCCUGGACUCCAAAGCCGAGCCGCAGGUGGAGCUGCUGGUCUGCAGACCGCUCGGAGAAGUUUCCAGAAGCGCCGACAUCUCACAGCUGGAGUCCAGUUCCUUUGACUGUCAGAAAGUCUCUCCGUCUCCCAUCAGCCCCGGCGUUCUGUCCGGGCCAGUGUCUGUGUCUAACCGGCGCCCGCUGGUUCCUCGGAUCCAGGUGAAGCUGUGGUACGAUAAAGUGGGUCAACAGCUGAUCGUCACGGUUCUCGGAGCCAAAGAACUUCCGGUCCGAGACGACGGGCGCCCCAGAAACCCUUACGUUAACAUCUACCUCCUGCCAGACCGAAGCGAUAAGAGUAAGCGGCGGACAAAAACAGUGAAGAAGUCGGUGGAGCCGCGGUGGAACCAGACCUUCAUGUACUCUCCGGUCCCUCAGAGGGAGUUCAGAGACUGGAUGCUGGAGCUGACAGUCUGGGACCAGGCCCGGGUCCGGGAGGAGGAGAACCAGUUCCUGGGAGAGGUUCUGGUGGAGAUGGAGUCGGCUCUGUUGGACGAUCAGCCUCACUGGUACAAACUGCAGCUGUACGACGUUUCCUCGAUGCCCAGCGCCCCCUACCUGCAGAGGAGAGGACUGCAGCACAAUUAUGACUGUGAAGACGGCAUCGGGGUGAUAUCAGAUUUCAGGCGGGACUUCCACAGCUCCACCCUAUCAGUGCCGGAGCAGGUCAUAUCGUCCAAUAACAGCCCUCGAUCCGACCUGGUCAGGAUGAGGUCACGGUCACCGAGCCAACCAUGUGCUCACAGCGGUAACCCUCUCUACCCGUUGUACCGUGAAGGCGCACACACGGCGGUUGCACACACCAAAACCAAACUGGGCGAACCCUCAAGGCGCACCGACCCAGAUGGGUCCGAUGGGAACGCCUGGCUCCAGCCGCCGAGGACGGCAGCUGCCCAUCCUCCCGCCCAAAGCAACGCCGGAGAAAAUUUUGGCCACGCCUGCCGCAGCAGCACCAAUUGCAACUGUAGCUCCUCCCACUCCACAUCAACAGGCCCCUCCCCCUGUCAGCAAACAAGCCCCUCCUCCCCCUGCCAAUCCUAUACCACCUCCGCGUAUACGAAUCCAGGCCCCGCCUCCUUCUGGACCCACCAACUCCCAACCACCCCAAGUCCAAACCCCAGCUGCAGUACCAGCCCCUCCUCCGGUACAAGCCCCUCCCCAGCUCCAGUACCUGACCCUCCUCCGGUACAAGCCACUCCCCCAGCUCCAGUACCAGCCCCUCCUCCGGUACAAGCCCCGCCCCCAGCUCCUCCUACGGUACAAGCCCCGCCCCCAGCUCCAGUACCAGUCCCGCCCCCUGUUCUAGCUCAAGCCCCGGCACCAGUUUCUGCUGCUGCUCCGGUAGAAGUCCAAGCCCCGCCCCCAGCUCCUGUUGCAACUCCUGAACCAAUCGUACCCCCUGCUCCAGCUCCUACACCUUCUCAAGCCCCGCCCCCUGCUCCUCCUGUAGUCCAAUCACUGCCAGCUUCUGAAUCAACUGUUCCCCCAACACCGGCACCAACACCAACACCAGCACCGGCAGCGGCACCAACACCGGCACCAGCCGCGCCCCCACAACCUCCAGAGCAAGACAGACGUCCGUUGACUCCCGGAGGAACCAGAAAAGGUGUGAUGAAGGAGCCGUCCAAGAUGGUGGACAGUCUGUCCUUUAAAUCUACAGACAGUGAAGUCAGCGAUGUGUCUCUCCUCAGGAUCAGCGGGGCGGAGCCUCCCGAGGGCCAAUCCGAGGGUUUGGGGGCGGGGUCAGAGGGAACACAGGAAGCCGCGGUGGCGGCCGGGGGCGGAGCCACGCUGCUGGCCAGCGAAUCAGAGGCGGAGGAGUCUGAGCCGGAGACGGAGCCGGUCCCUGCAAAGCCGGUGCCGGGCGCGCCGGGCGCCAAGCCGCCUGGCGCCGGAGAGGUUUGUUCUCUGAACCGAAACAACGACGAUGACGACGACGACAAGAAGAAGCGCUCGGGCAUGGCAGCCAUGGUGCUGGGGAUGGUCGGGUUAGGGAAGAAGAACCAGAACACACAGGUCAACCCAGAGGAGGAAGAGAAGAAGAAGAAGGUGAUCAGACUUCCUGUCCAGCGGAGCGUAGAGACGGGAUUGGCCGUCGAGUUUAAAGCUCGUUUCACCCGCCAGCCGAGCCGAGACCCCGACGCAGACGACCCCAAACCUGGAGCGCUGAUAUUUCCAGGAGUGAAGCUGACGUCAGAUAAACAGUUCACGGGUUUCCUGGACGGAUUAGGCCCCGCCCAACUGGCUGGCCGCCAGACUCUGGCCACGCCCCCUUUGGGUGAUAUCCAGAUCGGGAUGGUGUACAGGAAGGAGCGUCUGGACGUGGAGGUGAUCCGAGCCCGAGGGCUUGUGGGUAAACAAGGCAACAAGAACACUCCAGCUCCCUAUGUGAAGGUCUAUCUAAUGGAUAAUGGGAAGUGUGUGUUGAAGAGGAGAACUCGUCUGGCGAGGAAAUCUCCCGAUCCUCUUUACCAACAACAGCUGCAGUUUGAAGAACACCCUGAAGGAAAGUAGUGCAGAUCAUCGUGUGGGGUGACUACGGGCGGAUGGAUCAUAAAUCCUUCAUGGGAGCCGCUCAGAUCCUAUUGGACGAUCUGGACCUGUCCCAAAUGGUGAUUGGCUGGUUUAAACUGUUUCCUGCCACAUCAUUGGUGGACGCCGCCUUGGCCCCGCUGACCAAUAAGGAGACAGAGGGAAAGGUGUAGCGUCAGGAGGAGGGACAAACGGAAGCAAUGGGAAGUUCUCCGAGCUUUAAACAAACUGAGCAUGCUCCAAACACACAGUGGAACUACAACUCCAAACAAACAGUGGAACUACAACUCCCAGCUAACAGUGGAACUACACCUCCCAGCUAACAGUGGAACUACAACUCCAAACAAACAGUGGAACUACAACUCCAAACAAACAGUGGAACUACAACUCCAAACAAACAGUGGAACUACAACUCCAAACAAACAGUGGAACUACACCUCCCAGCUAACAGUGGAACUACACCUCCCAGCUAACA